GCGCAGUGACAGAUCAGGUAGUCUGAAUGUCGUUCUCUGAUGUACAUGACGUGCAAGAAAAGUGGCUUAUUUAACCAUGGAGCAGCGCUUAAUAUCUCUUUAACAUUGCUCUUAUAGAAACUGUUGGAUUCCCAUUCAUCCUUUAGUGCUGCUUUGGCAAGCAUCUAUUUAAAAGCGUCUUGAAUAAUUCCAAGAAAAUGACAGAUCUUUCUGGCACGGAGUUUGAGAUCGACGUCGAGGGCCUGGAAACCGAGAGCAAUGACCAAGUGGUGUUCAACACCAUGAGCGCCGGAGAGCACGACGCGGGUACCAAAGACAACGACAAACCCUCCCGCGUAAACCUCGGCUGUGGAUUCCAGCGGAAACUGAGCCGCACUCCCAAGUGCGCCCGGUGCAGGAACCACGGCGUUGUAUCCUGUCUCAAGGGACACAAGAGAUUCUGCCGAUGGAAAGAUUGCCAGUGCGCAAACUGCCUGCUGGUCGUGGAGAGACAGCGCGUAAUGGCUGCGCAAGUGGCACUGCGAAGACAGCAAGCGACAGAGGACAAGAAGGGUAUAUCAGGAAAGCAAAUACCAGUGGAAAGACGAAGUAUCUAUCAGAGACACAUGCGUCCAUCUACCAUGCUGUCUAGAAGUAUUUUAGAAGGAUAUCGUCCGGUGCAGACUGACCCAUUCCUAGGUGUCAGUCCUGCUCUGCCCCCUCUGAGCGACCGCAUGAGGAAGAGACGAGCUUUUGCCGACAAGGAGCUAGAGACCAUCAUGCUGGAACGGGAGUAUAAAGAACGGGAGCUUCUCGAGUCCAACCAGUCAGCCUCUGCCUCGCUCUUCCACCCAGGCAGCAUGGUCCAUGCUGCUGAGUACAAUUCCUACAAGACAGCGUUCUCUUCCUCCUCUGCCCCUUCUGCAGUUGAACCUUCUUCCUCGGAUCUCUGCGGCUUCCUGCCAGGCUGUCUCGACCUCUCCCUCCAGUAUGCGACCUCAGGUGGGAUGAAAGCAAACGUGGAGCUCAUCUCCUCCAACGUGAGCGUAGCGACCACCUAUCGCCAGUACCCGCACUCACCUCGCUUUGUGAUGUGGCCACGGGGCAGCAACAGUAUUGGUGAUGCCCUAUUGUACCAGCAGUGCCUCCUAAAUGCCACCGCAGUCCAGAACUUGAAACCUGGAGCUGUUUGGGAUCCAAAGAUGAUGACCUUUACUGAGAGUCACUCGGCUGAGCAAGAGGUGGCAGCAUCCAGGCUUGAGGGCUCUCGAGUGGCUCCAGAGCCAUCUGACCAACAGUCAGGGCAUGGGGAGGCUCAGACAGGACUUAGCCAGAACGGAAGUUCCCGUUCUGCCUUCUCACCUCUUAAGAGGGUCUUUGGAAAAGCUUUUGCAAAUGUGCCUCCACAUCCAGGGAGCCAUGAGCAUGUGCUGAACAACAUGAGCAAAGACACUGCCAAGCAUGCACUGUCUAUGAAGCUCAACUCCUUCCAUUCUCUCAUACAGCAGACACUAAAUGACAAAAAUCCAGAAAUGAGUGGGCAAUAUUGUAAGGAACUUCUGGAGGAAGCAGCAAAAAAUUUCAGGGAGGGUGCAGCCAAAGACACAGUCGGAUUCAAAAACUCUGAAAGAGUGGUAAAGGACUUUGUAGCAAAGCCACGGAGCACCAAGGUUUCCACAGGAGAGUCUUUAUCGUUCUCAGUGGAGGCCAUAUUAAAAAGACCUUCUCUUUCUUUAAAUCCGACUUCCCAGUAAGACUUUUUGUUAAAGAAUCUCAAAUGUACAUACUAACUUGGGUACUGUUUUUAUAUUUAUUUACACACAUUUGUGAAAAUUAUUAAAGUUGGCAGUGAUCAGUAAAUUACAGACAAUAUAGUUUAAUCAUAUUAGUAAAAUAGGCAGCAUCUAAAACAAUCUGUGCUGCUAUUUUGACACUAUAUAUGUGUGUGUGUGUGUGUGUGUGUACAUACUCCAUAUACAAAAUGCAUGUUGUAUAUUAUAAUGCACCAUAAUAUGUAGAGUAUUUAAAUGUAGAUGUUAAUUUUGUUACUUUCAAAAGCGUGAAUAAAAUAUUUUUUUA
Messenger RNA from Xyrauchen texanus (razorback sucker), 2058 nucleotides. Its product is annotated as doublesex- and mab-3-related transcription factor 2-like. The coding region runs from base 198 to 1733 and encodes 511 amino acids. The record is from RefSeq and is a predicted model, not a curated record. Gene Ontology annotation, molecular function: DNA-binding transcription factor activity, RNA polymerase II-specific; RNA polymerase II cis-regulatory region sequence-specific DNA binding. Gene Ontology annotation, cellular component: nucleus. Gene Ontology annotation, biological process: regulation of transcription by RNA polymerase II; sex differentiation. NCBI's taxonomy places the organism in Eukaryota, Metazoa, Chordata, Actinopteri, Cypriniformes, Catostomidae. The transcript has 4 exons.